Molecule: messenger RNA, 1710 nt
Organism: Esox lucius (northern pike)
Lineage: Eukaryota; Metazoa; Chordata; Actinopteri; Esociformes; Esocidae
Gene: cldn5b
Product: claudin 5b
Exons: 1
Coding region: 226-873 (215 amino acids)
Biological process (GO): bicellular tight junction assembly; cell adhesion
Cellular component (GO): plasma membrane; bicellular tight junction
Molecular function (GO): structural molecule activity
Source: RefSeq, a predicted model, not a curated record
AAUAAAUGAGAAACCGCGCAACCCAUCCGGCGCAGAGUGGAUGAAGACGGCGAUAUAUGCUUUUCAGAUUGUCUGGCAAAGAGACUACUGACUUAUUCAAUACAUUUAUCAUUUUGGCAUAUUCUGGGGUUAACACUUUUCUGGAUCGAAAAUUAAGAGAUACGCUUAAGGAUUAAUCAUAUAUUUAUUGUCCUCUGUGUAUUUUAACUAAGAAAUAGCCAAACCAUGUUUUCUGCUUGUAUGGAGUUUAUUGGGAUGGGGUUGUGCCUACUGGGCACACUCCUUGUGAUGGUGGCGUGCGGGCUCCCCACGUGGAAGGUGACGGCGCACAUUGAAUCGAAUAUCGUGGUAGCGCAGACAAUGUGGGACGGACUCUGGAUGUCGUGCGUGGUUCAGAGCACCGGACAGAUGCAAUGCAAGAUGCACGAGUCGGUGCUCGCGCUAAGCCAGGACCUUCAGACAGCUCGGGCCCUCACGGUUAUUGCGUCGGUUCUUGGGGUGGCAGGACUGGUUGUGACAAUAGCCGGGGCGCAGUGCACCAACUGCAUCAAGACCGAAUCGGUGAAAACCAAAGUGGUGAAUGCCGGAGGAGUGGUCUACAUUAUCAGCGGUCUGCUUGUGUUGGUACCCCUUUGUUGGAUGGCCAACAACAUUAUAGUGGACUUCUACAACCCAGCGUUGCCUCCGUCCAAUAAGAGAGAGAUAGGGGCGGCCAUCUACAUCGGGUGGGCCGCCACAGCCCUGCUUCUUGUGGGGGGAACAUUUCUGUGCUGCUCCUGUCCCCAUAGGGGCAAAAGCACCUGGCCCAUCAAGUAUGUCCCCACCAAAACCAUCUCGGCCAAAGGAGACUUUGACAAAAAAUACUAUGUGUAGUCGAGGAGAGGAGUUUUAUACAUAUCCAUACUUGGACACAGGACGUGGAGAGAUUUCAGGAAUUGUUUUAUUGACCAUUGGUCUACUUAGGCGACUCAACUUAAACGUCUUCACUUCAGUUUAAAGUGUGAGAAAACACCUGUAACUGUUGUAGACUAAAUUACAACUUCAGGAUUCAAUGCAGAGUUUUUGUGUAAUUCGUUUUUGUGUCUAAUAAUAUGUAUAAAAAAAGAAAUAUUUUAAUAUUAUUUUAAAAUUUGUAUGAUACGUCAAGAAUGUGAAUCAUAUGAUGGCCUAUCAGCCGUAUUUGGUGGGCUUUUGAUUCUGGAAUACAUCUUUAAGGUUUUUGUGAUGGUUCUGUCAGGGGACCAGCAACUGAAAAACAAAGUUUGCAUGAGGGAUGGACACUACAAAAGCGACUCAAAAUGAACAACUACGUUGUAAAGAUUUCACUCUUGCAUGUAUGUAUUUUUAUCGUUUAACAUAGCCUAGACUAAUGCUAUUGUCUUAACAGAAUACUAAUCUGUCACGGUAUGUGCAUGCAUUCUGUUAUUAAAGCCUAUUUCCAAGCUCAAUCAGCAGUGUAUGCUAGCAAGUUUGCAUUGACAUGUUAACAAUGACUGGUUUUCUAGAUGUGAAUACGUUUUGGUUCCCACACUGGAUUUCUUUUGUAAAAAAAUGGAAUGCUACUCAGACAAAUGUGCAUUCAUAUGAUGAUCAAGGGAGCUUAUUUGCAUUUGAAUACUGUUGUAUUGUACUGUACAGCUGACUGCAUCUAUAAGUUGUCCUUUUGCCCACUUCUGGCAAUUGUUUUUUAAAUAAUAAAACAGAAAUUAU